Molecule: messenger RNA, 969 nt
Organism: Rotaria sordida
Lineage: Eukaryota; Metazoa; Rotifera; Eurotatoria; Philodinida; Philodinidae
Source: the annotation of a GenBank genome assembly
AUGGGUGAUACGAAUGGACAAGUAGUAGCUGGUGGCAAUGGCCAAGGAAAUCGAUUGGAUCAAUUGCAUGAUCCAACCGAUGUGUUGAUCGACAAAGAGACGGAUAGUCUCAUUAUUUGUGACCGGGACAAUCGACGAGUCGUACGAUGGUCUCGUCGUCGUGGUACAACUCAAGGAGAAAUCCUUAUCGACAACAUCGAUUGUCGAGGAUUGGCCAUGGAUGAUCAGAGAAAUCUCUACAUCUCUGACUACAAGAAAGAUGAAGUAAGACGAUAUCAAAUAGGAGACAAGAAUGGAACUCUUGUGGCUGGUGGCAAUGGCAACGGUGUUGGUCUCAAUCAACUCAACUGGCCGACCCACAUCUUUGUCGAUCAACAACAGACUGUCUACGUGUCAGACUGGGACAAUCAUCGUGUGAUGAAAUGGAAUAAAGGUGCAAAAGAAGGAAUUGUCGUCGCUGGAGGUCAAGGUCAAGGGAAUGCUCUGACACAAUUGUCGAAUCCUCAAGGGCUGUUCGUCGAUACAUUGGGUACCAUCUAUGUGGCAGACUCGAAUAAUCAUCGAGUAAUGCGUUGGCCUAAAGGAGCGAAACAGGGCACUGUUAUUGUGGGUGGAAAUGGUUCCGGAGAAGGAGCAAAUCAGUUCAACUAUCCCGUUGGUGGAUUUAUUACAACAGAAAAGAAUGAAACAAGAUAUAUUCUUCUUUUGAAUAAAAAUUUAUUUAUAUCGACAUAUCUAUUCUAUACACAUCAAGAUCAACAAUUUGUUAUUCAUGUGCAAGUAGAUUUUAGAAAACUUUAUGCUAAAACAAUGGAUGUGAUUCAUACAUUAGAUUUAAAAAAAAUGAAUAAUCGUUGUUAUACUUAUCAUAAGUCUUCACUUAUUAUAUGUUUAAAUUUUAGUGGUCUUCAUAAAGCAAAGAAACGAAAUAGGAAUGGUCGAAUAGUUUCGAUUCAAGUAAACAAAUGA